UGGCAGACAUUCUCCUAUCCACUGGUCUGUUCUAGAAACAUACCCUCUGCCAUCACCUGACUAUCCUGUCCAUUGGCUCCAUGACCCCACCUGAGACCCCCUCAAAUUCCCCUGCCUUAAGUCCUGCCACACCAGCCCAGGGUCACAUUGUCCACAACUGGAAGGUGCGAUGGUUCAUCCUCCGGCAGAACACGCUGCUGUACUACAAGCUCCAGGGGGGUCGGAAGGUGACCCCUCCCAAGGGCCGGAUCCUUCUGGAUGGCUGCACCAUCACCUGCCCCUGCCUGGAGUAUGAAAACCGGCCGCUCCUCAUUAAGCUGAAAACUCAAACAUCCACGGAGUACUUCCUGGAGGCCUGUUCUCGAGAGGAGAGGGACGCCUGGGCCUUUGAGAUAACGGGGGCUAUUCACGCCGGGCAGCCGGGGAAGGUCCAGCAACUCCACAUACUGAGAAACUCCUUCAAGCUGCCCCCUCACAUCAGCCUGCAUCGCAUCGUGGACAAGCUGCACGACAGCAGCAGCGGAAUUCGUCCAAGCCCCAACAUGGAGCAGGGAAGCACCUACAAAAAGACCUUCUUAGGUUCCUCCCUGGUGGACUGGCUUAUCUCCAACAGCUUUGCAGCCAGCCGUCUGGAGGCUGUGACCCUGGCCUCCAUGCUCAUGGAAGAGAACUUCCUUAGGCCGGUAGGCGCCCGAAGCACUGGAGCCAUUCGCUCUGGGGACCUGGCUGAGCAGUUCCUGGAUGACUCCACUGCCCUGUACACUUUCGCUGAGAGCUGCAAGAAGAAGAUAAGCCCCAAGGAAGACAUCGAUCUCAGCACCGUGGAGUUAAGUGGCACAGUAGUGAAACAAGGCUAUCUGGCCAAGCAGGGGCACAAGAGGAAAAACUGGAAGGUGCGGCGCUUUGUUCUGAGGAAGGACCCUGCUUUCCUGCAUUACUAUGACCCUUCCAAAGAAGAGAACCGGCCAGUGGGUGGGUUUUCUCUUCGUGGUUCACUUGUGUCUGCUCUGGAGGAUAAUGGUGUUCCUACUGGUGUUAAAGGGAAUGUCCAGGGAAAUCUCUUCAAAGUGAUUACUAAGGAUGACACACACUAUUAUAUCCAGGCCAGUAGCAAGGCUGAGCGUUCAGAGUGGAUUGAAGCUAUCAAAAAGCUAACGUGACAAUGACCUGAGGGGAACAGGACUAGGAAAUCCUCUCUCCUACCAGAUGGUACAGACAGGAUUUCCUGGAGAAUGGGAGUGUAUUGAGACUUUUAACUUCUUUUAUAUUUUGUACUGCUUUGGAGUGAGACUGGUGGAGUUCCUUAGAUUAUAAUCAGCAGAGGUGCCGUUUCCUUUCCCCGCUUCAGGUUGACAACCUGGAAAUGCUAAAUCGGCCAUUAGGCAUCAGCAUCUUGACUUUCGCCCAUCAUCACAACCAGCCUUUUCUUGGGCACCAAAGUAGGUUUUCCCUCGUUGUCACACUAAACUGGCCCUGUUGUAAUACUAAAUAAAUAACACUACAAGCUCAUGGUAGUGAUCUCUGAAAUGCCGUCAGCAACUCAACUCCUUGGGAAUUAGUAAAAAUUGACAUUU
Molecule: messenger RNA, 1574 nt
Organism: Vicugna pacos (alpaca)
Lineage: Eukaryota; Metazoa; Chordata; Mammalia; Artiodactyla; Camelidae
Source: RefSeq, a predicted model, not a curated record